Messenger RNA from Cladophialophora immunda, 1529 nucleotides. RefSeq lists its product as uncharacterized. Gene Ontology annotation, biological process: DNA replication. NCBI's taxonomy places the organism in Eukaryota, Fungi, Ascomycota, Eurotiomycetes, Chaetothyriales, Herpotrichiellaceae. Gene Ontology annotation, cellular component: nuclear origin of replication recognition complex. The record is from RefSeq and is a predicted model, not a curated record. Gene Ontology annotation, molecular function: DNA binding. The coding region runs from base 84 to 1382 and encodes 432 amino acids. The transcript has a single exon.
AAACUAAGCAAUUUGCUCUCUAUCACUGCACCUCUUUUCUCUCCACGCUCUCUCUAUAUGUAACCCCCCCGUUCACGACCAAGAUGCCUCCCUCCUCGGCCAUCCAACAAUCCCUCAGCAGCCUGCUCCCAACCCAUGCGGCCAAACUCCCUGCCCCGCUCGUCCACCUCUGCGAAUCCCUCCUCGCGCAGUCCCGCCAGCGAGCCUCGCACCUGAAAACCGACGAGGAGAUCGCCCGGGCCUACGCAUGCUGCGAGAUCGCGUGCGCUAGGCUCAGGGUGAAGUGCCGGUUGCCGGCGGUCAAGACGGGAGGGGCACCGUGCAAGCCGGCCGUGUAUAAGAAGUUGGUGACCUUUUUGGAGAGGGUGUUGGAUGAGGAUGGCGUUGCCACGACCACGACCACGACCACGCCCACGUCGACCCCCGGAAAGAGGAAGCGGACGGCGGACGGGGCACUGAAGCCGACUGCAGCGGAGAGUGGGCCGGCCACGCCGUCGAAAUCUACACGACGGAACGAAUUUCUGGGAAAGAUCAAAGCUAGCGCGAAGAGGAGAGACGAGGGCGACAAUGACGGCGAAGCACCGUCUUCCACGAUGCCCUCGAUCCGCAAACUCUGCAGGAAUUUCUCAACGCCUCUGCUCGCCCCGCACGUCUACACCGGUACCUGCGUCGUCCUGAAACUCAGUGCCCUGUGGCCGCCGGACGAGGACGGGGCAGCACCAGAUGAAGAUUCCUUCCAGGAGACCGUGACGGGUCUCUUGACAGCUCUCUAUCUCAUGACAUUGACGCGCAUGCAAACGGCCAAGAUGACAACGUCGGUGUACAAGUCUACGUGCGCGAGGGCGGUAGAAGUCCUCGGGUAUCGGCCCGGGACGAAGGGCGUGGAGGAGUGGAUCAGGCGGAUCAACCGCGAGGGCUACUGUCGGGGCCAGGACUGGUGGACCAGCGUCCCGGAGAAGGUAUUCCACUUUGACCCGACUGUCGACGGCGUUGGAAAUCCUGGUGGUGGCGACGAAGAGGGAGAGGGAAGCCUUGACGGUCGGUUUGAUGGCGAGGAUGGCGAUGACGAUGAAGACGAGGAUCCGAUUCUGUCGGGUCGGAGCAGACGCAAGGCUCAACCAGAUCCCGCGCGAGGGAAGACGGGCCAGAAGGGAAUGGACGACGAGGAUGAUCCCGAAGGCGUCUUGCUCCCGGGCUUGGCGACCAUGAUGCAAGACGCCCUGGACCUCUUGAGCGCAGAGCGGACACGCGAGUUCGAGGCGUGGAAGAAGCAGUUCUUGCGCAGGCUGGAGAAGGUUGAUAAGACGGCCGCUGUCGCCCCCGGUGCGAGAGCUGGAAAGCGCGCUGCUGCCACGGGCGCCGUUGACAUUGCUGUGGAAUGAAAACAUGAAUGGAUACUAUACAAUCAACAGUCCCCAUCCUCCGUAGAUUGUGGCCACAAAGGAAGAGAGCACUGGUCUCGGGCUACAAGACUCGACGAAUAGGAAGCUCCUUUGCGAUAUAAAUAAGUCCGGAAACGUUCACUUUUU